Messenger RNA from Drosophila erecta, 1782 nucleotides. It is a transcript of the gene Art3, whose product is annotated as protein arginine N-methyltransferase 1. The transcript has 2 exons. NCBI's taxonomy places the organism in Eukaryota, Metazoa, Arthropoda, Insecta, Diptera, Drosophilidae. Gene Ontology annotation, cellular component: nucleus. The record is from RefSeq and is a predicted model, not a curated record. Gene Ontology annotation, molecular function: protein-arginine N-methyltransferase activity. The coding region runs from base 197 to 1750 and encodes 517 amino acids. Gene Ontology annotation, biological process: peptidyl-arginine methylation.
CAGUGGUACCCCCUAAAACAACAUUUCAAAUAUUCCAAAACGCGUUAGGCUAUUUUCUUUCCUUAAAUUUUCGCACGUGUUGGCGCCGCUUAAAAAUAUACGUUUUAGUUUACGUUUCUAAGUUUAGGAUCUUCGCCUUGCGAUUUCAUUUCUUUUGCCUGAUAGCAGGACUAUAGGAGUGGCAAACAAAGAUAGCAUGAAAGACACCGAAGUCAAAGACAACACCAAAGAGGAGGAGCCCAUGAAGGAGGAGGCACCAGAGGAGCCUGCCAGUUCCAGCUCCGACGAAGAUGAGUACGAUGACAUAGAUGACGAUGAUGAGCCAAUGGACGAGGGCGAUGAGCCAACCACUUGUCUGUUUUGCACCGAAACAUCUGCAAACAUAUCGAUUGCCAUUGACCAUCUCGACACCCGGCACAAAGUAAAUCUAUCGCAGCUUCAGCUAAAAUUCCAAAUGGACCAGUAUUCCUUUAUCAAACUGAUAAACUACAUAAGAGCCAACAAGAUCAGUGCCGAGCAGUUAUUGUCUGCGGAACAGCCUCAUUGGCAGGAUGAGAAGUACCUCCGGCCCGGGGAGUAUGAGCCCUGGCUCUGCUACGACUACGAAGUCCUCAAAACAGACGCCACUCCGGCUCAGCCCUCGGUUCCGGAGCUGCAGCAGCGGAUUGCUGAGCAGUCCCAAUUGCUGCAGCAGGCCAACGAGGACAUGGAACGCAUGCGCAACGACUACAAGGCGCUUCUGCAAAAGGUACAUGGUGGCGAAGAGUCCAAAGGUUCGAACAAAAGUGUACCGCGUAACAACGUCUGUCUCGACAACGAAUACUUCAAAAGCUACUCCCACUUUGGCAUCCACCAUGAAAUGCUAAGCGACAAGGUGCGGACCAGUACAUAUCGCGCGUCUCUGCUCCAAAACGAGGGUGUUGUUCGGGGUAAGACAGUGUUGGAUGUGGGAUGUGGCACGGGAAUCCUUUCCAUCUUUGCCGCGAAGGCGGGUGCCGCCCGUGUUGUCGGCAUAGACAACUCUGACAUCGUGUACACGGCCAUGGACAUCAUCAGGAAAAACAAGGUGGAGAACGUUGAACUGAUCAAGGGACGGCUGGAAGACACAGAUCUCCCGGAGGCCAAAUACGACAUUAUCAUAUCCGAAUGGAUGGGCUAUUUUCUUUUGUACGAAUCAAUGCUAGACAGCAUCAUCUACGCCCGCGAGAACUGCCUUAACCCCAAUGGUAUAAUACUGCCCAGCCGUUGCACACUUAGUCUCUUGGGCUAUGGGAACGACACGCUUUAUGCCGAGCAAGUGGAAUUCUGGUCAAAUGUUUACGAGGUGGAUAUGAGCGAUCUGCGAAAGCGAUCGAUAGAAGAGCCACUAAUGGAGGUGGUGGACGCAGAGUUCAUGCUGACGGAUCCCGAACAAAUAGCCAACUUUGACAUAAUGACCGUCGAUCUGAACUAUCCAAACUUCACUCACCAGUUCAAUUUGAAGGUCACGCAGCCGGGACGAUUAUCCGCCUUUGUGGGCUAUUUUGACACUCUUUUUGAACUACCCUCCGCCGUCAUGUUCAGCACAUCACCAAGUGCGACGCCCACCCAUUGGAAGCAGACGGUUUUCUUCAUUGACAAGCCGCAGAUUGUAAAGGAAGGAGACAUCAUUAGUGGAAAAAUCACGUCGAGAAGACAUAAAGAGGAUGUCAGAGCACUUAGUGUAGACAUAGAAGUCUUUGGCAAGAAACACAAAUACAUGGUAGUUUAAUGUGGUUGAUUUCGAAAUAAAUUAAUUACGGU